Molecule: messenger RNA, 5726 nt
Organism: Misgurnus anguillicaudatus (oriental weatherfish)
Lineage: Eukaryota; Metazoa; Chordata; Actinopteri; Cypriniformes; Cobitidae
Source: RefSeq, a predicted model, not a curated record
GGGAGAACGAGAGACUGUCUAUUGCCAUCCAAUCACAUAUCACUGUUAGCAUCUUUCCAACUUUGUCACAGCCAAUCAAUAAAGCCUAAUCCCAUCAUUGCCUCUGUUGACAGCCAGUCACUAUCAUCCAUUUUCAACUUUUUUAUACGUAUAUGCAUCAAUCACGUAUCAGUAUGUGUAUCUUUACCUCACAGUUCAGCCAAUCAAUAAAGUCAAUUUCCGAAAUCGUCGUCUCCUUGCCUUUGCUGACAACCAAUCACUGCAUCGUUUCCAUCUACCUGGCGGAGCAUCGCCAGCGGUUUCCAGCAGUUUAGAAAGAAAGUUGUCCCGGAUUUACUUUGAAUUUCACGUUUCCAACUAGAGGUAAGAAGCCAAUAAUGGUGUUAUAUUUAGUUUUUUUGUGUGUUAUAUUUAGUUAAUUGGCUAAUUAGCUAACGUUUUACGUGUAAGUUACACAGAUAAACGUCUUAUUUAUGUAACUUAGAGAUCAAGUAGCGGCCAGUUUCAUUACUUUUACAGUUUUACAUGUUUAUAUCGAUAUAAUUACUAUCGUGCAUAAUUCACGUUAUUACGUUGAUAUGCGUACAUUAAGUUGGCUAAAAAUAGCUGACGUUUUAUAACGUAAUAUGAGGCUUGUUUACUGGGCUAAUCGAUAGUAAACAUUAUGUAAGUUAGGCUAAUUGUUCCUUAUGAAAAUGAACCUAACGUUAGGUUUUAUUGUGGUAAAAGUGUAGUAACCAUGUUUACUUUUGUGUGUAUUGAUUACUAUCAGCAAAACCAUGGUUUUGGAAAACCAUAAUUGUGAAAACCAUGGUUAUUUGUGGUUACCAUGGUUUUACUACAGUAACCAUGGCUUCUUGGUUUUAGCUGUAGUAAAAGCAUGGUUAAUUUUCGUAAGGGGUGUGAAAAUAACCAUGGUUUUAUUGUGGUGAAAGUGUAGUAAUCAUGUUUUUUUGGUGUAUUUAUUACAAUCAGCAAAACCAUGGUUUUAUUACACUAACCAUGGUUUAACUAUGGUUUUGGAAAACCACGAUUGUCAAAACCAUGGUUAUUUUGUGGUUACCAUGGUUUUAACUGUAGUUAAACCAUGGUUAAUUUUCAUAAGGUUAAGCCUAUGUAAUUGAAAUGGUAUGCAAUAAUCAGGAUUUUUUGAGUUAUGGCAUAUUUUACCCACACACCACCACAUUAUCCCUUCCUCCCAAAUAUCAAACUAUAACCUUGUAAUAAAACACUGAGAUUAAAUAUAUGCUAUUUGAAAAAAAAUGUAUGAAAUUGAUUAACUACUCAGUUCUAUUGAAUAGUCAUAAACUUUGUAUUUUGCCACACGCUAUCUUUUAUUGGAAGAUGGCUUCCAAGCACAAGAAGCACAGGGCUAUGAGUGAGGGUGAAUGGAUGGCCCGCCUGCGCAGAUUUGCCACACAGGGGGUCUGGCCUUCUGAGGCGGGAAACAGACCGGCACCACGGCAGAAGAAAUGGCAUGACCUGUAUCAAAAGAUUGAGAAGUGUCCACUGCAACACAGGGGGCAAAUGUCUCUGUUUGGGGGGACACAGACAUGUGACUGUGGUUUCCAUACAAAAAAGCCUUCCAGUUUGGCCCCUGUGUCAUCCACACCAUCCACGUCACCACCUGUAACACGAGGGCAGUCAGAAACAACAUCUGGAAAGGCACCUUUAAAGCCUACUUUAACUUUGGCAUCGCCUUCCAGUUUGGCCCCUGUGUCAUCCACACCAUCCACGUCACCACCUGUAACACCAGGGCAGUCAGAAACAACAUCUGGAAAGGCACCUUUAAAGCCUACUUUAACUUUGGCAUCGUUUACAAAGCCGCGGUUUGGUGGUGUCCAUGGUGCAGCUUUAAAGCCAAAUCUAGGUGUUGCAAGGACGCAUGCAACCAAGCCUGUUAGCACUUCUGCAUUGCCCAGCCCUGCACCUAGGACACCAUCUCCUGCUCGCAGUCCCAGGCUGUAUAUUCAGACCGUCUCCCCCCUGUCUCUUCCUCCUUCUUCUGUGUCUGAAGCAACCUCUUCUUCCUGUGGUCCAGGAGCUGCUUCCAGAGUUGAAGUAUCAGCCGCGGCCUCUUCUGGGACGUCCUCUGCUCCUCUCACCACUGUGAUCAGCUCCACCUGUGUUUCCUCUGCUGCUCCAUUUGUGGCUGGAUCCUCUGUCCAACCUGCCGAGGAUAGGGUGACCGCUCCAGGUUCAGAGUCUGGAUGGCUUCCCACAAAGUUGAUGAAAACCAUACCACUACAGGAUCAGAAGUGGAUUUCAGCAGCUUUGUGGAAGCAACAUCGGCUUCGUACCGACCUGAAGCUGUGGUAUGAUCCACCAGAGCCAGCUCUGAUCUAUCACCAAGGCCCCGCUCCAGAGCGUUUCUUUACACACAGGCUUCUACUCUGGAUGCCAUACCACCUCUGGAAGGUCAGGCUGUCCUGUCCUGUGUGUGGGAGACAGCUCACAGGCUAUGGGGCACACAAGAGAGCCCGCCAGGUUCUGGAUGUGGACCGCUUUUAUCUUAUGAUCACAGAGACUCUCUGGUGCAGUGGGUGCAAAGCGGCCUUUAUUUCCACCAGCAAGGCCAUCUUGGACCAGCUGGACUUAGCUCACAGAUUGGAAUUUAGGCUGAUCCUAACUCGAAAGUAUGCCUGUGACAUGCGGGUCAUAAGGUUCCUCAGGGAGAGGGCCCUGGGCAACAGCCCUUCUCGCUUAGUGAGGCAGCUGCGGGAGAACCACAGCGAAGAGUGGCUGAAGCGUCUUUGCCGAUACCUUGGUGCCUGCUCAGACUUCACCUCCCAGCCAAGCCUGCUCCCUGUGAGAUUUCAGGAGCCACCUGAGCCUGAAACUAUCCCCUCCCACAGGUGGAUGCUGGCUGUUUAUGGGCGAGAUAUCUUGUGCAGGAUUGACCACAUUAAAGCCAGCAUAACGUCCACAUAUGGAUGCAUCCUGAAGAUGGACUCCACCAAAAAGAUCACAAAGAAGCUGUCGGGGUUUGCAAAGGGGACAGCAUUGUGGCUAACAUCUGUCAGCAAUGAGGUGGGCCAAAUCCUCAUUAGUGUUCUGACAGCUCAGGAGGGUCCAGCCCUGGACCGAAUGGCAGCUGACCUCAUCCGGAGGUACACUGAUGCAGGUGUGGCUCCGCCUCAGCUCCUUUAUGUGGACUGCGAUUGCUGUCGGGAGGGCACUGGGCAGACCAAGCUCAAGCAGCGAUUUGGUGGGUGGCCAGACUUGGUGGUGAAGCUGGACAUCUACCACUUCAUGCGGCGACUGGCAGCUGGGUGCACUAAGGAUGCACAUCCUCUUUACCCCAUUUUAAUGGCACGCAUGUCUUCCUGUAUUUUUGAAUGGGACAGUGGGGAUGUGUCUCUGCUGAGGCAGGCCAAGAGGGAGCAGCUGAGACAUGAAGGUAUCCCUAACAUCACCGACAAUAUGGUGGAUCAACGGAUCACCAAGGAGGAAUUGGCCCUGCACUGCCGAAGGCGGACAAGAGGAGAGAAGCAGACCAUCUUGAUGAUUGAGCACCUCCUCAGUGAGCUGAUGGGGGUAAAGGGUCGAGACCUUCUUGGUGUCCCUCUUUUGGACCAGCAGAGGAUGCAGAACAUCUGGCAACUCCAGAAGAAGCACGUAAAGUGCAUUCAGGACGAACCAGGUGUGCUGCUCUACACACAGACCGGCACCACCACCAAAAAUGGUAUUGUGCUGCCAAAUUACAGAUGUGCAAGGGGCUCCACAUCACUGGAGUCCUUUCAUCUCCAUCUGAACAGGUUCAUUCCAGGAACAAGUGCCAACAGCUUGAAUUUCCAGCUGUACCUCCUGGAAGGCCUAAACAGAUGGAAUCAAGACCGUAAAAUGGCAUCUCUGGCAGGCAAACCUCCAUCCAUGUUAAGCUACUCCGGGGACCUGAUGCACUGUGUCAACACCCAAAGUGUUAAGGUACUUGGAAGAGAGCUUGCACCAUCUUUUCAGCCACCAUCUGUCUAUACUGGUGAACUCAUAGGUAUAGAUUACCUGUACCGUCAAACAGGGCAGGCCUUACAGGAUUUGGAUCCUGACUCUGAGGUGACAGAUCAGAUGUUGGAGGAUGUGGGCACAGAGGAGGAGUUGGAGGAUGAGGGCUUCGGAGAUAUCAGUUUGGACCUCAACCUGGAUCCCACUAUUGAGGCGCUGGACCUGUCCUCUGGCUCAUCACCCGCCACGACCAGCGUUGCCAGCACUCCUGCCUCUGCCCAGACUGGGUCUGCUAACACCACUACAGCAGCACCUAAUCAACAACUGUUUUACGCCGCCUCUGGUCCAUCCUCCACGACCACCUACACCACCUCUGCUCCAUCCGCCACAACCACCUACGCCUCCGUCCUUCCUCUCCCGACCACCCUCACUGUCUCCGUAGCCACUGCUCCCCCAGCAGUGCAACCAGUCCCUGAGAAACCACUGGCUGUGGAUGAACGCAGUGUACCAGGGAUAGAUAGAGUGGACAACCUUGCAAGCUACUUGGUGGGGCUUAGGAUGGAAUCUGGUCAAACUCUGAGCCACCAGCAGGCCAGUACCAUCAUUGCCCUAUGGCAAAGCCUGCUUCCAUAUGACCAGCAGAGAGUGGCAUAUGCUGCCCGGCACCAGGUGAAUCUUACAACAGGACGCUUCAGGUGCUCAAAAACCAAGCCUGAAUUCACACCUGGUGUGGAUAGCAUGACCCGUUGCGUCCUUGGGUCAACAGGAUCCCCUGCCCAGUGGCCAGACUGUUGCCGCCUGGUAGAGUCUAUCUUUGUUAAACUCUGUGAUAUUCACAGGAGCCCCAAAAAAAUAGGAAAUCAUGCUGUAACAAGAUGGACUCUAAUUCUGAGGGACUACAGCAAGAUCCGGCAGCUGGUCCUGGGCAAUGGGACUGUGAUGGAGAAUACCACUCUGCAAUUGUUUCAGGUGAAUCAAACAACUUUAAAUCAAUGGCACAAGAAGCGGCUAAAGAGGCAAGAAUGUGCCAUCCUGCUUCAGGGUGUGAACUUGCCAGCCCCCAUUCCUAUUGCUGCUAGGCCUCUCCCGCCUGGACAGACUCGCCCCACUACAGCCCCCCCACAGCUUGGUCCCCAACACCGCUACCACCUGCCAGCAAGCACAGUGGGAAAGGCAGUGGACAAGCGAAAGUCUGCAGUUCCAGCCCCGCACCCCCCUCCUCCAAAGGUUUUCCGACCAAGGCAGUUGUUCCCUGCUGAUUCUGCUCCAUUACCUGUUGUUCCCAACCCCAGUCCUGCAUUUGCCCCGUUUGUGUUUUUAUGUCCAGUUCCUGUCAUCCGGCAGAUUGCUCCAGCUGGCCCCAUUCCCUCCCCACCACCUGCUCGGAGGCCCUACGUCCGCACUGUGGACAAAAACAAGUGCAGUCUGUGCCACCAGCCCCGGAACAAAGAUACUGGCCACAGCCAGUAUUAUGGCCACAUUUACUGUCCCCUGACUGCUGUUAUGCCACUUGACCAAUGGAGGGAGGAGAUGAAGAAGAAGAGGGCAGAUAAAAAAUAAUAAUUUGUUCAUUUAAAAUGCUAUGUGUGUGUGCUUGCUUGCGUACACCUCUGUUAGGGUCAUUUGUUCACCCUCUGAAAAGCUAAUUUGUUCAUUUGCUUUUCACAUUUGAUCAUUUAACCCAUAUAAAUAAGCUUAAAGCUUUUUUGAUAAAGUUGUGUUUAUGUGAGAGAGAAGGUGUUUGUUAUAAAAAUAAAAAGAACUUUAUUUCUACAACAGUAUCC